ACAUCGCCUCCACCCUAACCCGUCGCUAAUCACAUUCCCCACCUACGUUAUAACACCCUCCUUCUCCCCCACCCCCGCGCCCCCCUUCCAAUCUGAAAUUCUCCACCCAACCCUAGCCGCCCGCCGCCAUGGCCGAAUCCGGCGACUCGUCCCCGCACUCCGCCGCGGCCACGGACGACACGCACCAUGACGGCUCGGAGUCCGCGGCGGCGGCGGCGGCGGCGACGGCGGCGGGGCACGCGCCGCCUCUGCCGCCGGCGAAGGUGCGGCUGAUGGUGAGCUACGGGGGCCGCAUCCAGCCGCGGCCCCACGACAACCAGCUCGCCUACGUCAACGGCGAGACCAAGAUCCUGUCGCUCGAGAGGCCGCUCCGCUUCGCCGACUUCGCCGCACGCCUCGCCGCGCUCGCCGGGAACCUGGGGGACAUCUGCGUCAAGUACCAGCUGCCAGGGGAGGAUCUCGACGCGCUCGUCUCCGUCACUAACGACGAGGAUCUGGAGCACCUCGUCCUCGAGUACGACCGCCUCCACCUGCUCCGCCCCGCGCCGGGCUCCGGCGGCGGCUCCAACCGCGGAUCCACGCUCCGGCUGAGGGUCUUCCUCUUCCCCGUCCAGUCGCCCCCGCCGCCGCCGCAGCCGGCCGGCCUCCUCGAGCCCAAGCCGGAGCGCCACUGGUUCGUCGAGGCGCUCAACAACGUCCCGCAGCCGAAGCAGGAGACGUCGCCUUCGCCCGUCCCCGCGCAGCAGUCGCCGCCGCAGCAGAAGCAUGAGUCGGUGUUCGCGCAGCAGUCGUCGCCGCCGCAGGCGAAGCAUGAGAUGGUGUUCGUUCAGCAGCCUCCACCACAGACGCUGGUGCACAUGCCGCCGCCUCCUCAGCCGCACAUGGUGCUUGCGGCGGCGAGCCCCGACUACCUGUUCGGCCUCGACAACGGCUUCGUGCCUCCCCCGGUGGUGAAGGUGAAGGACCCGGCCGGCGAGCCUCCGACGAUGAGGGAGAAUGUCCCCGUCGAGUUACCCGCCAAAAACGACGACCGCCAUCCCAACCCCGCGGGCGAGCACGUCGCGGUCUCCCCUGUCGUCUCCCCUGCCGAGUUCCAGCGCCAGAUCCAGGAGCUCGAGAAGCUGCAGGUUGCGGAAAACGGCACCCACCAACCACCUCCAGCGCCAGCGCCUGCUCCGGCCGCCGCCCCCGCUCCUGCCCCGGUGCCCGCACCCGCCGCCCUUCCGAGGAACGGGAGCGACGACUCCCUCACCCGCGCGUACCCUCCCGCGACCGCCACCCCACCCGCCAACGCGGAGUACUACCUUCCCAAGUUCCCGGAGAAGCCCCCAGUUCCACCGCCGUCAUCCGCUCCUCCUGCGACGGCGUACCUGCAGGUGCCGGGCAGGUAUACAUCCGUUGCCCCUGGCUCCGGCGCGGACCAUGCCCCCGUGUUCUUCAUCCCGGCGCCCCAUGGCUACUUCGCCGCCACCGCCUCCCCAGGUGCGACCUCCUUCCCGGCCGUGUACGCCGUCGCGCCACCCAAUGCCAACGCCAACGGGAACGGCUCCGCCCCUUCGCCCGCGGUGUCGAAUGCGACGGCCUACGCCCCAGCCCCGCAGGUAGCGUACGACAGCAACGGCCGCGCCAUCUACUACACCAGCAUGCUCCCCCAGUAUCCUUCUGCUGUCAAUGGCAUGUCGGCGGCGGGUGCAGUACUCGGCACAGAGCCCGCGAAGCCGGUGGCUGUGAAGCCGACCGUCUCUUGAUUGAACACCACAGAUUACCUCACCUUACCUAUCACCGCCCAUGGAUCAAAGGAGUUUUCCAAAUUUUCUUUCAUCCGUCGCCCGUCAAUAUCCGUUAAUACCGUGUCAGUUGGAUUCGUUAUUGUCUCUAGUAUUCACCUAUAUUUUUUCCUCUCCUUUUUAAUUGUCUAGAGUUUUUUGGUUUGGCGUUCUGGGUCUAUGAUAUGAUGCAAAAACGUUCUUUGGUGUGCUUAGAUGUACAUACAGAGUCUGUGGACAUAAUGGAUAAGUAUUAUAUUAGCUUAUUAUUGGAGAGUUGAGUUCCAGUCGAGUUGUUAACAAUCUUGAGGUGUCAGCUUCUAUUUGUUAAUUCUUUGGGGGUUGCUGUAUCGAUUAAUGUCAGAGGUUCAAUGCGGGCUAAUUGGCCAUGUGAUCUCUCGGUAUUUCUGCACUCUCUGUGAUGAGCGUGUAUCUUGUUUCUUUGUCAAUAGCUAGCUGCUCCCUCAUGGGCAACUACCGUGAUUUCCCGCCCUGAUCACGGGGGAUCAGCUUGGUGUAUUUAUGCAUGUAUGUACUGAGGCAAA
This is a messenger RNA of Panicum virgatum (switchgrass), 2311 nucleotides long. RefSeq names its product leucine-rich repeat extensin-like protein 1. The record is from RefSeq and is a predicted model, not a curated record. Gene Ontology annotation, molecular function: protein binding. The coding region runs from base 129 to 1748 and encodes 539 amino acids. The transcript has a single exon. Lineage: Eukaryota; Viridiplantae; Streptophyta; Magnoliopsida; Poales; Poaceae.